CUAAUUGUCCCAAAUAAAAGAACAAUGUGCGAUUUGUCCUGACUUCAAAUCACUAGGAGGAUUUUUAUCUUUUUUUUUCCAAGUUUCUAAAAUCCUAUCCCCGCUCCAUAUCCGACCUGCCAAACAUGGCCAAAAAGGUAUAUAAUUUUCUUUGACUACAUGGAUGUACAUACAUCAGUUUCUCUGUCAAAUCAAAACUCUCGUACUCUCAUAUUAUAUUAUCCAAUGUAAAAGAGACUCCGAAAGACUUUACUCUAGACGGUAUUAUUAGGUCCACUCGUACGUAUAAAAAGAAGAAAAGGCACGCUGUUGAACGUGGAAAUAUCUCCUACUCUUGCAUGUAUGAUCAAAGGAAAAGUAGUUUCCGAUGACUAGGUCAGAACACGGCACAUCUCUACAUUACAGACGGAUGAGAAUUGGAAACAGAAUGACUAAUUUCAGUUUCUAUUUGGUUUAACACGUAAUUAAAAUUCGUUUCCUUUAUUCAUAUUUGGUUUGAAACUUGUUCAGAAUGAAAUUUCAUAUUUAAAUUAUUAUUCAUAAAAAUCAAUACCUUUUCAGUUGCUUUCCCUGUUAUUGGAACUCUUGGAAAUUUGUCCCAAUAAGAGUGAAUACACAAUGAAGCUUUUAAAUAGAGCAGCCCAUAGCCCCCAUGUCCACAAGCAGUAGCACAAAAAUGAUCUGUAGUAUGGCCUUCUUUAUUUCCUUUCCUCUCGCUCUUUCCUUAGCUGUGUUUGCUGCAUCUCCUCAACCACUUCCAUCCAGAAAUUAUUCCUACCAUGCCGACGAAUGUAAUGCCUUAAUCCUGUUCAAAAAUUCACUCAAAAUCAACGAUCGAAUUGAGUCCAAGCGAUUAUGUCAUGAAAGUCAUCAUAAUUUCACUUCAUCUCCGAAGACAGCCUCUUGGAAGGAAGGUACUGAUUGUUGCACCUGGGACGGCAUCACAUGCGAUGAUAUUACCGGUAACGUAAUCUUAGUGAACCUUACUUGCAGUUAUCUUCAAGGCACUCUCCAUUCCAACAGCUCCCUCUUUUCACUCCAUCAUGUUCAUAGCCUCCAUCUCGGAGGUAAUGAUCUCACCGGGCCUAUCCCAUCUUCAAUAUGCCAAAAGAGUUCUCUCAAUGUCCUGGACUUGCGGGAUAAUGACCUGACUGGCACCAUCCUCCCAUGCUUGGGUAAUCUGAGCAAACUCAACAGUCUGGAGUUGAAUUAUAAUCGUUUAGAGGGGCUACUUCCAAGAACUCUAGCAAACUGUACGAGUUUGAUGCAUCUUGACGUCACUGGCAAUGAAAUAAAUGAUACUUUCCCUUUCUGGCUAAGAUCACUACCACUUUAUAAUUUGGGAUUGGGCGGAAACGACUUCCACGGACUCAUUACAUUGGGUCAUGCCACAUUUCCUUUCCCUUAUCUUAAGUACCUCACAAUCCGUCCAAACCAAUUUCAUGGCCAGUUGCCACCAGAAUACUUGCAAGUGUCAAACCUGACAAUUAUCGAUCUAUCAUGGAACAUGUUUGAUGGUAAUCUCCCGAUUCCGCCAACCACUGCUGAAGUAUAUGAGGUCAGUGGCAAUAAAUUUACAGGAGAUAUCCCUUCCUCUUUCUGUAAUAUCACUACUCUAUCCAUCAUUCACAUGUCAAAUAAUAGCUUGUCUGGUAAGAUUCCUCGGUGUCUCAUCAAUUCUAUUACCGAUCUAAAGCGAUUAGACCUAUCAAUGAAUAGAUUGCGAGGCCCCAUUCCAGAAAUAUUAGCUCCAAACAAUUGCAGCUUGAAGUCCAUUGCCUUGAGAAGGAAUCAUUUAGGAGGCAAGCUUCCACAGUCAUGGGCAAGUUGCAGGCAGAUGGAAGCUUUGGAUCUUAGUAACAACGAAGUGGAGGAUUCGUUUCCUAGUUGGCUUGGAACUCUUCCAAACUUGUACAUUCUCAUCCUAAGUACCAACAAGUUCCACGGUCCAAUAAGUAGUCCCAAAGCCAAUCAUCCGUUUUCAAAGGUGCACAUCUUUGACAUCUCCAACAACAAUUUCAAUGGUACUUUCCCGAGCCAGUACAUCGCUAAUUUCAACAACAUGAUGGGUGGAGAUAAAGGACAAGGGAGUUUAGGAUAUAUGACCAACGGGUGGUACAGUUUAGAGUCCGCAAAUGUGAAUUACAAAGGGGUCCAAAUGGAGUUGGUAAGGAUUCAAAUUGCGUUAUCACUCAUUGACUUAUCAUGUAACCGAUUCCAAGGGGAGAUACCCAGAGUUAUUGGCAAUCUACAGUCACUUAAAGGGCUCAACUUAUCUCAUAACAACCUUCGAGGUGUUAUCCCAUCUUCUCUUGGAAAUUUGACCCAACUCGAGUGGCUUGAUCUAUCAUCAAAUAACUUUGCUGGAGAGAUUCCAGCAGCGUUGGUAAAUCUGACAUCAAUAGCCAUCUUUAAUGUUUCCUCAAACCAGCUCACAGGACAGAUUCCUCAAGGGAAACAAUUCCACACUUUCAAGAGUGAUUCCUUCAGUGGUAAUCCCGGACUAUGCGGACCUCCCUUGCCAAAACCUUGUACCGAAGGCCACCGACAAGAACCCCCAUUGGCUUCCCAGAAUGAAGAAGAUGCAGAGCACUGGAUUGACUGGACAUUAGUGCUUCUAGGAUAUGGAUGUGGAACUGUGAUCGGUCUUUCUAUGGGAUACAUUUUCAUUCAAAUUAGAAGGCCUCCUGCGUGGCUCGUCAAUAUGGUCGAGAGAAGUCGAAUCAGAACAGCAAGUAAACCACGGAAGAGCUCUCCGGGGACUCAUGGAAGGAGUCAUUGAACUCAAUGAACUAGACAAAUCAACAGCUGUCCAACUAUGCUCGAGCUCGAAGAUCAUGCAUUCUAGUGAUAUGCAUAUAGUAAAUAUUGGAUGCCUGAUAUACUUGUGUUCCAAUAGUUUGAGUGAAUAGAGUGUCAUAGUGUGUAUAAUUCAUUGCUGUCAAUGUACAAUAUCAGUCUCGAUGUAAUUCAAAUAACUCGUGAAGUGAACUUCUGUUCUGAUGGAUGAAUUAGCUUUUUGA
Punica granatum (pomegranate) is the source of this 3023-nucleotide messenger RNA. The record is from RefSeq and is a predicted model, not a curated record. NCBI's taxonomy places the organism in Eukaryota, Viridiplantae, Streptophyta, Magnoliopsida, Myrtales, Lythraceae.